Acanthamoeba castellanii str. Neff is the source of this 1200-nucleotide messenger RNA. RefSeq names its product O-methyltransferase, putative. NCBI's taxonomy places the organism in Eukaryota, Discosea, Longamoebia, Acanthamoebidae. The transcript has 7 exons. Gene Ontology annotation, molecular function: protein-L-isoaspartate (D-aspartate) O-methyltransferase activity. The record is from RefSeq and is a predicted model, not a curated record. Gene Ontology annotation, biological process: protein modification process. Gene Ontology annotation, cellular component: cytoplasm. Bases 1 to 1200 code for a protein of 399 amino acids.
AUGGAGAGUGAAGCAAGCAACAGCAGCUCGGCCUCCUUUCUGGCAACUCGAGGCGGCCGGCUUGCGCUGCUGUUAGCCGCCUCAAGCGGCGUUGCCGCCGCUGCCCUCCUUUAUUGGCGCCUUCGCUCCACCUCUGGUACAGACCACCACGGCGGUGCCAAGCCGACGGCGAGGAAGGCCGGGCCUUAUGUUCAGCCCCAGAGCCUGGCAGAGCUGGUGGCUCGGCUCAAGGAGUCGUUUCAUCUGACGCAGGGCAGCGUGGAGCGGGCCAUGCUGGCCGUGGACCGCGCGCACUUCGUGGUCGCCGGCAACCCCUACCACGACGCCGCCUCUCCCAUCGGCUUCAACGCCACGAUCUCGGCUCCUCACAUCGUGGCGUUCGGACUCGAUCUGCUGGCCGAGGUGAUCGGCGGGGAUGGUGCGCGGGUGCUGGACGUCGGGUCGGGUUCGGGCUACGUCACGGCGUGCCUCGCGCACAUGGUGGGGCCGCGCGGCCGCGUCUACGCCAUCGACCACAUCCCCGAGCUCGUGCGCGCGUCGCUGGACAACAUCGAGCGCGCCUCGUCCGACCUGCUGGAGCGCAUCGACGUCCGAGUGGGCGACGGAUUCGCGGGGCUGGAGGAGGAAGGACCCUUUGACGCCAUCUACGUGGCCGCCGCAGCCGAAGAGGUGCCGCAGGCUCUGAUCGAUCAGCUCAAGCCCGGCGGGCGAAUGGUCAUCCCCGUGGGGCCGCCCGGGCAGUUCCAAAAGCUGGUGCAGGUGGACGUGGCGCUCGACGGGCGUGUGAAGGCCGUGGGCCUGCUCGACGUGCGGUUCGUGCCCAUGCUAGCCUCGGACCAGCAGCUCAGUGGGGAGUUCAGCAAUCCCACCAAGAUUCUCGACAACAACGGGGAGCGUGUCGGUGUCAUCGCCAUGGUGCACCAUGCGCCCGACACCACGCCGCUCGACCUCAAGCUCAUCCACUCCAAGUUCGUCACCCAGCCACGCACCUACGAUAGCGUCGGCUCGUCAUCAACGUCGCACGGUGCCGCGGCCCAAGAGACGGAGCAAGACGAAGACGAAGACGAAGACGAAGGCGUAGAGGCCAUCGCUGGCGCGCGAGUGGCUGGGGUGCAGGAGGCCCUCCUCGACCAGGCGGCUCAACUGUCCCUGCGCCUCUCCGCCCUUGAGGACCAGCAUCACCAGCCGCCUGCGCUGUGA